AUGUCUCAAAAUCCCGUGGUCACAGCAGGUCUCGACAUCGGAAUCGAAGCAGAAUUCCUGCUUACGGGCAGGAAUGGCGGCGACAACGAUGCUCCAAACCUGAAGUACUUUGCAUACGCAAUAGCUGCCAGCUAUAAUGAAGAUGCUCCAGAUUGGGUACCAAAAAUGCGCCAAGAGGUCGAAAUCGACGACGUCUAUGACAAGGAGGACCCAAGGAAAUAUCACGAUUGGGUCCUGACAGCGGAUAAAUCCCUUGAAGAAACUUUAAAUCCUAACGAUGAGGACUCGGGGCCAAGAAAAUGGCCGUUAGAGCUUGUUUCCCCUGUGCUCAAGUUUAGAACUGGCUCCAACUUCCGUGAGAUUGUUGAGCAUGUGUGGAAGCAUAUCCGCGAUGUUACAGUCAUUGCAGUUAACAAAUCAUGCGGCCUCCAUGUUCACUUGUCUCCUUCCCGUGACGACAAUAACGGAACAUGGACCUUGCCAGCAGUCAAAUCAAUCUGCCGCAGUAUUGUAUACUUCGAGUUCGCGUUCGAAGCUCUCUUGCCAAGCACCCGACGAUGUAACCCUUGGACUAAGAGCAACGUUUAUGAUAAUCGUCGCUUCCCAAACAAGAAGUUAAAAACUUGCUUUGAUAUUAUCGACAGCUGCCAGACUAUCCCCGAGAUAGUCUAUUUGAUGAACGACGGCGACGACAAAUACUUUGGUUGGAACUUCCUAAAUCUUCUUGAGGACGGAACGAAUACUAUUGAAUUUCGUCGAGCACCAGGAGUUGAAAAAGUUAAAGACUGCUUGGCUUGGGUUGAGUUCGUGGUCACAUUCGUUGAAGCCUCUGUACAGAACGGAAAUGGGCUAUUCAACAACACUGGUGUUGCAGCGACUGUGCAGGAGCUUAAGGGCUUUCUGGGCACGGUCAUGGUCGCUGGGGGCCAGCCAGCUCGGCUUAAAAGGAUCUUUUCUGGAAAGUCCGGGGCCAUAUUUCCACGAAGAGUUGACACGUUGGGAUACAGCGCGGCGGAUCUAGACAUGCUUCAGAGGAUGAAGGCUGCGGACAAGGCUGCGGACGGGAAGAGAAAUUUGAUGAAGGAGAGGAUGCAGCGAAGAGAUCAUCCUGCUCCGUCCACUGCGAACUGA
Messenger RNA from Amorphotheca resinae ATCC 22711, 1131 nucleotides. RefSeq lists its product as hypothetical. Lineage: Eukaryota; Fungi; Ascomycota; Leotiomycetes; Helotiales; Amorphothecaceae. The transcript has 2 exons. The coding region runs from base 1 to 1131 and encodes 376 amino acids. The record is from RefSeq and is a predicted model, not a curated record.